GCGCCUUUUCCCGCACGCUUAGUUAAACGCACGCUCUUUCCCUAUCUUUCUCUCCUAUGUUGGAUCUGUCUCUCCCCCUCUCUCUCUUUCUAUCCUCUUUUAUUUUUAUUUUUUGAAAUUGUUGACAGUUUUUUUUCUCUCCCUUUCUCUUCCUCUGUCAUGUGAAUUUAUAGGUCGAGCUGCUACUCUCUCCCCCAUAGACCUAGGGUUUUUCUCCAGCAAUGGAGGAACGCUCUGCAAAGCGCCGGAAAGCCAAUGAAAGGGGUGAGGAUGAUUAUUUGCCUGGCAACAUCAUCGAAAUUGAGAUACAUAACUUUAUGACAUACAAUCAUCUAAAAUGCAAGCCUGGUUCACGUCUUAAUCUUGUAAUUGGACCAAAUGGAUCUGGAAAGAGUUCUCUUGUUUGUGCUAUUGCUCUGGGCCUCGUUGGCGAGCCUCAGUUAUUGGGAAGAGCUUCGAGUAUUGGGGCAUAUGUGAAACGAGGAGAGGAGAAUGGAUACAUCAAAAUUUAUUUGCGAGGUUACUCUCCAUCAGAGCAAAUAAGCAUAACUCGGAAGAUAGACAUCCAUAACAGGUCCGAGUGGAUGAUCAAUGGUAAGGUUCUACCAAAAAGGGAUGUUCUGGAAGUCAUUCAAAGAUUUAAUAUCCAAGUGGGGAAUUUGACUCAGUUCUUACCACAAGACAGGGUUUGUGAGUUUGCCAAGCUGACUCCCAUACAACUUCUAGAAGAGACUGAAAAGGCGGUUGGAAAUCCAGAACUUCCAGUUCAACACCGUGCUUUGAUUGAUAAAAGUCGAGACUUGAAGAGACUUGAAUUAACUGUCAAGCAAAUGGGUGAUACCUUGAAUCAGCUUAAAGCACUUAAUGCUGAGCAAGAGAAGGAUGUCAAACGUGUUCGUCAAAGAGAACAACUCCUCGCUAAGGUUGAAUCCAUGAAAAAGAAAUUACCUUGGUUGAAGUAUGAUGUGAAGAAAUUGAAGUAUAAGGAAGCAAAAGAGCUAGAGAAAGAUGCGAAAAAAAAGUUGGAUGAAUCUGCUAAGCUCUUGAAUGUGCUUACAAAACCGGUCGAGGAGCAAAAACAAUUGAAAGCAAAGCAAGAUUCUUCUUGUAAAAAAGUUCAAAAAAUUGUGGAUGAAAAUGCUAAGAAGCGUGCUCAGAUUCUAGAAAAAGAAAAUUAUUUGGGUGUCCAAGUUCGUGCGAAGCUCAAUGAAGUUGAGGAGCUAAAUAAGCGGGAGGAAUCUCGGCAAGAAAGGAUUGCAAAGGCCAAAGAGGACCUUGCUGCUGCUGAAUUGGAAUUGUCGAAUCUGUCAACUUUUAAGCCCCCAAGGGAGGAAAUAGAAAGACUAGGUGAUCAGAUUGUGGAACUUGAGGUUGCUGCAAAAGAACAGAGGACUCAUAGGAAGGAUCUGGAGAAUCAUUUAUCUCAGAAGAAAGGAACGCUGAGGCAAUGCAUGGAUAGGCUGAAGGAGAUGGAAAAUGCAAACGUCAAACUCCUUCAGGCAUUGCAGCGAACUGGUGCUGACAAAAUUUUUGAAGCUUAUGAGUGGUUGCAAAGCCAUCGACAUGAGUUGAAGAAGGAUGUCUUUGGUCCUGUUCUUCUUGAGGUUAAUGUCCCAAACAGAGGUCAUGCAGCAUACUUGGAAGGUCAUGUCGCACAUUAUAUUUGGAAGUCCUUCAUAACUCUGGAUCCUGCUGAUCGUGAUCUUCUAGUAAACAAUUUAAAGGCAUUUGAGAUUCCAGUCCUGAACUAUGUAGGCAAUAUAAAUUCUGCCAAGGUGCCAUUUCAAGUUUCAGAUGAGAUGCGGGACCUGGGUAUCACUUCAAGACUUGAUCAAGUUUUUGAGGCUCCUGAAGCUGUGAAAGAAGUUCUGAUUAGCCAAUCUAAGCUGGAUCACUCGUUUAUUGGGUCAGCUGAAGCUGAUAAGAGGGCUGAUGAAGUGGCACGGUUAGGGAUUUUGGAUCUUUGGACUCCGGAAAACCACUAUAGAUGGUCUAAAUCUAGAUAUGGUAACCAUGUAUCUGCUAGUGUUGAAGUGGUGCAUCCAUCACGCCUCUUUUGUUCUAGUUUGGAUUCUAAGGAAGUUGACAACCUUAAAUCUCGGAAAAGAGAUCUAGAGCAGACUAUUCUUGGACUGGAGGAGAACCUUAAAACACUUUUAAGUGAACAAAGGCAAUUGGAGGAUGAAGAAGCAAAACUGCAUAAGCAAAGAGAGGAGAUUGUAAACAUUGCUAAAUUGGAGAGGAAAAAACGACAAGACAUGGAAAAUCGUAUUGACCAGCGGAGAAGGAAACUGAAAUCUAUGGAGGAAGAGGAUGACCUUGAGAUUUCCACAAGAAGGCUCAUUGAUCAAGCUGCUAACCUGAAUGCCCAACGGGUCAAAAAGGCUAUUGAACUUAAGAAUUUGCUUAUUGAAGCCAUUGCCUUGAAGUGGAGCUAUGCUGAAAAGCAUUUCUCAGCUAUUGAACUUGACAUGAAGAUUAGGGAACUAGAAGCAGGCCUCAAAGAACAAGAGAAGGCUGCAUUGCAGGCAUCACAACAAUAUGAGUGUUCCAAAGAAAAUGCAGAGAAAUGCAGACAUGAGCUGCAAGCAGCCAAGGAGCAUGCAGACUCAGUUGCUAGGAUUACUCCCGAACUUGCAGGAGCAUUUCUUGAGAUGCCUACUACAGUAGAGGAACUAGAGGCUUCCAUUCAAGAUAGUAUUUCUGAGGCCAAUUCUAUUCUUUUCCUUAAUCACAAUGUUUUGGAGGAAUAUGAAAAUCGACAGUUUCAGAUAAAUCAAAUUUCUGAAAAACAUGAAGCAGAUAGCAAGGAACUGGAUAAUUGUUUAUCAGAAAUCGAGUCCCUCAAGGAAAAGUGGCUACCAACAUUGAAGGACCUUGUCGCCAGGAUUGGUGCAACCUUCAGCCGCAACUUUCAGGAGAUGGCUGUAGCAGGAGAAGUUACACUCGAUGAGCAGGGCACAGAUUUUGAUAAAUAUGGGAUACUUAUCAAAGUCAAGUUCAGGCAAACAGGACAGCUUCAAGUGUUAAGUGCUCAUCAUCAGUCCGGAGGGGAGCGUUCUGUUUCAACUAUUCUCUACCUUGUUUCUCUGCAAGACAUAACAAACUGCCCUUUCCGUGUGGUUGAUGAGAUCAACCAAGGUAACACACACGCUCAGAGAGAGAGAGAGAGAGAGAGAGAGAGAGAGACAGAGAGUACAUGGAGCUGCGGGGACUGUUGGGGAACAGUAAUGGGUUUGAGGAGUGAAGAAGAAGCAAUGUGA
Molecule: messenger RNA, 3263 nt
Organism: Amborella trichopoda
Lineage: Eukaryota; Viridiplantae; Streptophyta; Magnoliopsida; Amborellales; Amborellaceae
Source: RefSeq, a predicted model, not a curated record